Messenger RNA from Oryzias melastigma (Indian medaka), 3950 nucleotides. It is a transcript of the gene chrm3a, whose product is annotated as cholinergic receptor, muscarinic 3a. The coding region runs from base 398 to 2314 and encodes 638 amino acids. Gene Ontology annotation, biological process: adenylate cyclase-activating adrenergic receptor signaling pathway; positive regulation of smooth muscle contraction; saliva secretion. Lineage: Eukaryota; Metazoa; Chordata; Actinopteri; Beloniformes; Adrianichthyidae. The record is from RefSeq and is a predicted model, not a curated record. The transcript has 3 exons. Gene Ontology annotation, molecular function: G protein-coupled acetylcholine receptor activity. Gene Ontology annotation, cellular component: plasma membrane.
ACGCCCCUGACCAAUCCCGACGCGCCGGCUCCGUGCGCUCUUGGAGAUCCUGUGCUGCUGCUCCUUCCAUCGCCGCCCAAUCCCCGGCUCUGUGACCGGGGUAGGUGGCGGAGUCUCGUGAGUUGACAGUCGUUAGCUCCUCACACUUGACCAGAUCGGACUGCGGAUCCAAACAUGGACGCGCGAGAAGUUUGACUGGAUUGUCAUUUUUUCCUCCUCUACUUGUUGUGAAUGUGACGGCGCGCAUCAGUCCCUGCUAUGAGACGCCAUGAUCCGGCUGGAGGAGGAUAAUGGAGCGCCCCCAGUAGACAGCAUGGACACCAAGAGGCGCGCUGCUGAAAGGUGACCUCCAGACACUUCGCCUCCCUUCAGAGCUUGAAUAUGCCAGAACAUAAAAAUGAGCUCCAACAGUACAGACCUACUGGCUGCCAGCUCUUCACCACUGGAGGCCGGAACCUACCCACAAUCCAAUGCGCUCCAUCAAGGAGAAAUCAAAGGAGACCCCUGGUCCGCUUUAAAUACCAUUGAUUAUAAUUCCAGUUUUGGGAGCAAUCACUCUCUACAGAAUACAACAGGAACGACACCGUUUGACCCCCUGGGUGGUCACCCCGUCUGGCAAGUGGUCCUCAUUGUCCUGCUGACAGGGACCCUGUCACUGGUCACUAUUAUUGGCAACAUUCUGGUCGUGGUGUCCUUUAAGGUGAACCGCCAGCUGAAGACAGUCAAUAACUACUUUCUUUUGAGUUUAGCAGUAGCUGAUCUGAUAAUAGGGAUCAUUUCCAUGAACUUAUACACUUCUUAUCUUAUUAUGGGCUACUGGGCGUUGGGUAACUGGGCCUGUGACAUCUGGCUGGCGAUUGACUAUGUUGCUAGCAAUGCAUCAGUCAUGAACCUGUUGGUGAUUAGCUUUGAUCGCUACUUUUCAAUCACGAGGCCUUUGACCUACCGAGCCAAGCGAACCACAAAGCGAGCCGGGAUCAUGAUUGGCUUGGCCUGGUCCGUUUCUUUUGUACUUUGGGCCCCAGCUAUACUGCUCUGGCAGUACUUUGUGGGCGAAAGGACGGUGCCCCCGAACGAGUGUUACAUUCAGUUCUUCUCGGAGCCAAUUACAACUUUCUGCACAGCCAUGGCAGCUUUCUACCUACCUGUGACCAUCAUGAGCGUCCUCUACUGGCGGAUUUACAAAGAGACACAGAACCGUUCCAAAGAGCUGGCUGGCUUGCAGGGUUCUGUGGGUCGUGGAGGGGUAGGGACGAGGGUUGGGAAGGUGGCGGGCGACAGAGCCCGUUUUGUGCAUCAGACCGGAAGUUCUAGAAGUUGCAGUAGCUACGAGCUCACAAGGUUGUCCAAGAAAAAGAGCACGUGUCAAGAACUGGUUGGCCGCUUUCACUGCUGGCAUGGGGUUCGCUCUUGGAGACCUGGGAGUAUCCGUCAAGGGGACGGAGAUCCAGACCAGAGCAGCAGUGACAGCUGGAACAACAACGACGCUGCCGUCUCUUUGGACCACUCCGGUUCCUCAGAAGAGGAAGACUGUACCGGGAAAGAGAUGAUUUCCCAGAGUCACGCCAUCUUCUCCAUUGUCCUAAGUCUACCCGGCAUCAAGGCUGCAGUCAAUUCUCAGCUCACGUCGUGCGAGGAUUUGGAUGGAGUCUCCGAAGAAGAUCCUCUGAAAGGUGCUGAGCAAAACCCCGACAGCCUUUCGACUGUCACCCCAAACACUACCACUGCUAACAGAAGUGAGGGAACAACUGAAAACAGCUACCACCAACAGUUCUGCUCACGCCAGAGUCCGUCCUUGUCUAAAAUCCAGUCUAACUCCAACCAAGGAUUUCUGGCAACAACCCCCACUGCUGCAUCUGAAAACACCACCACUCCCAACACAGCUUCCAAGUCUCCCACUGUCCCGAUCUCCUUCAAAGACGCUGCUCUGGCGAAGCGCUUUGCGGCCCGGGCUCGGACUCAAAUCACCAAGAGGAAGCGCAUGUCCUUACUGAAGGAGAAAAAAGCAGCUCAGACUCUCAGCGCUAUCCUCUUAGCGUUCAUCAUCACGUGGACCCCUUACAACAUCAUGGUGCUCAUCAACGCCUUUUGUGAGGUUUGCAUCCCGGACACCCUGUGGGCCGUGGGGUACUGGUUGUGCUACGUCAACAGUACAGUCAACCCCAUGUGCUAUGCGUUGUGCAACAAGACUUUCCGCACAACCUUUAAGAUGAUCUUGUUGUGCCGCUGGGACCAGAAAAAGAGGAGGAAGCAACAGUUUCAGCAGAGACAAUCUGUGGUUUUUCACAGGAGGAUUCCCCGAGAUUCAACGUAAAGGACGGACUAUCUCGAUGUUUGAUUGAAUAAAGAAUUAAACACAGGACCUGGAAAGGAACGCUGUUUCUUAGAGAUCCGUUUUGUCCUUUUUUGUGCUGUUAUGUUCAGCGACAGCAGCAAAAUGUGGCGAUCUCACAGUCUGUUUGUUUCGGUGCAUCCAUUCAAGGAAAGAUGUGUGUGAAGGUUAACCGGAGACGAAGUGUAGAGAUGAAAAAAACCUUGUGUUGGUUCUCCUUGUGGAGCUCCUUCACUAUUUUCAUGCUACUACACCUGAAAGUGGAAAUGAACUGAAGGGAAAAUAAAAGAAAAGGGCUUUUUUAAAGGAGAAAAACGAAAGUGCAACUGACACAAAUAGAAAAUGUGUCUGCGUAACAAGGUCAGGGAAUCACAUUUGUUGUAAUUUUCUACCGUCGGGUACCCUAGAUUUGUAAUGUACAGGAUGGUUUUAGCAUUUCAAACAAAUGAAAUGUGUCUGUGAUGUUUCCCUCGAGGUUGGUGUUCACAGGCUUCUACAUUUGACUGGCAUGUGUUUUUAUCCGAACCUCAGUGAAUUACCUUUCAGCAUGGCUAUAGCUUUACUGUGUCUAAUGAGACUUUAUGAAAUGGUGUUCUCCUACUUCUACCUGUUAUUUUUGUGACAUUUCUCUGUUUUCUAAGUGAUUCAGAAACAUUGAGCCAGUCAAAAAAAAGGAUAUUUUGAUUAAAUUAAAUGAUUAAUGAAUAUUAUGUGUGGCACCACAGUCAGUGAUCUGCUGUUGUGUUCAAUGUGAUUGUUGUGAUUUGUAUGGUGGAGACAAUAAGUACAUUGGCUGUUUUUUUUUUUUUUUUUUGGUACUUGCAGUUUUCAGUUAAAGUAAUGAUGAUACUUUUUUAUGUACAUUUGGAUAUUUCUGACUUGAUUCACACUGGCUAAAUUGCACUCCAUUUAUUCAACAGUUUCUCGUCACAUUUCACUCAAAAGUUGCUCAGCUUUGGCAUUUCUUCACUGGUACUUUUGUUUAUACAGUGGAGCAACAGUGACCUCUAGUGGUCAAGAGAAGGAAGCACUUGCACUGCAAUGGCAACUUGUUUCUUUACAGUAAAUUGAUGUCAGGUUUGACCUAAAUUUAAGCCCUAGAAUCUUUACAGAUAAUAUAUUUGUUUUUUUUCUCUUUAUUAUUUUUUUUCUGGAACAGCUAAACCCGUAUAUGUGGUUGUCAUGACAACCAAAAUAAUUAUCUUACUUUAAUUAUUAUUGUUUGUAAUGCACAUUAUGUUUAUCUAAAGCAAGUGGCUUUUGCAGUAUUUGCUACACUUUUUUUACUAUUAUAUUGAGCAAAAGGUCAUGGAAAUACGAUGUAAAGUGUAUUAAUAAAUGAAAAGGUUUAUGAUGGUGGAUGCAGAGGUCAUGGAUGGACUGUCACUGAUGUAUUUAAAAAAAAAACAACAAAAACGUGUCUUUUUUGUGAGAUAUUUUGCCUGCUCUGAACACAGUGUGAUGAUCCAAUGUCACAAAACAUGAACUAUAAAUCGUGAUUUCUUUUUUAAAGUUUUCUUUUUAAUGUUUUGAAUGUAAACUACGAAAAUGUUGAAUAUUUUUUGCCCAUAUGUCAGUCAUACAUUUAUUUUAAGACAAUAAUAAAAAACAAAGAACA